Molecule: messenger RNA, 303 nt
Organism: Aspergillus saccharolyticus JOP 1030-1
Lineage: Eukaryota; Fungi; Ascomycota; Eurotiomycetes; Eurotiales; Aspergillaceae
Product: Dabb family protein
Exons: 4
Coding region: 1-303 (100 amino acids)
Source: RefSeq, a predicted model, not a curated record
AUGGCCCUCUACCACAUCGUCCUCUUCCGCCUCAAGCCCGGCGUCACCAAGGCACAACUGAAUCAGUGGACCAGCGUGGCAAAUGGCAUGGUCGGCCAGGUUCCCGGACUCCGCCAACUUAAGGCCGGCACUCCCCUCGCGGCCACUGCUGCCCGGGCCAAGGGCUUUGAUAUGGGACUAGUGGCCAUCCUGGAGAAGCCGGACGACUUACCGACUUAUGCGGCGCAUCCGGCGCAUCUGGAGGUGCAAAAACUCCGGGAGGAGCUGUGUGAGGAUACAUUGGUGUAUGACUUGGAGUUUUGA